Messenger RNA from Arachis duranensis, 807 nucleotides. RefSeq names its product protein MAINTENANCE OF MERISTEMS-like. The record is from RefSeq and is a predicted model, not a curated record. The transcript is spliced from 4 exons. Bases 1 to 807 code for a protein of 268 amino acids. Lineage: Eukaryota; Viridiplantae; Streptophyta; Magnoliopsida; Fabales; Fabaceae.
AUGGCGAGACUUUGUACUCUAAGGUCAUGGAGCAAGUUUCACCAGAGAGAUAUAUGGCAAUGGUGCCAUGAGCUACUUGGUGAUGUUCCAACCGGACAUGUUGGGACAACAAAGUACAACAUAAAGUUAAAGUGGAUCAAAACUCGUCUUCAACAGAUGCCGCUUGACGUACCAGAUGAUGUCUUGAUUCAGUAUGCCCGUUGUUACAUUUUGUAUUUGUUGGAGGGGGCGUGCUACUGCCGGACAAGGCCAACAACACAGUCCACGUUUGUUACCUACCUUUGUAAGGCGAUUUUGAUGCCAUCAGCACUUAUAGUUGGGGUAGCGCAUGUCUUUGUUGGUUAUAUCGAGUCAUGUGCCUGGCAACAGAUUACACCGUCGAAGAUUUAUUACGGCCUAUCAUUCUGGGCACUAGAUGUGGCGACGCCGCAUAGUUUUCCAUUAGCAACAAGGUGGGCGGGGAAGAAGGAAUACAAUGACUACGCUGAGCAACGCCUACUUAGGCACCGCCUGAGGUUGGACAAUCUGCAAGUGGAUGAGUUUAAUUGGUUGCCAUACAUAGAUCCUCGUAUUCUGUUGAGAGUGCCUGCUGAAUUUCUCGGCCAUUCUCAUGGAAACUUUUACACCUUAGUUAUACCUCUAAUAUUAUUCUGGUGGAUUGAGUUCCUCAAUAUCGACAAAGUGUUGCAUCAAUUUGGGGGAAAACAAGGACCGCGCCAACCCUCCCUUGAAUAUCGAUACAUUCCAUCGACAGUCGGCCCGAAACGACGAUGGGUGGUGGCCCGUCCGCAUACCACCAAGUUAUGA